UGGUGAUGUCACCGGCUCAGUGGCGCUGGAGAGCAUCCUUUUCAGAGACAGGGAGGGAGACAACAGAGCCAUUUUGACCGCCCCGGAGCGAGGAGCGAGAGGAGAAAACAAACCGGCCGACCAGCGACCUUCCUCAGCGGCAGGGCAGGGCAGAGGAGGGCGGACUGGGCUGCGCAGGACGAACCUUCAGCCCCUUCAUGGAGAGCAGCGGCUGUUAGCGGGCGGCGGCAGCGGCGGAGAGAACCUGGAGGAGACCCGUGGAGGUGGAGGCAGCUGCGGGGCUGGAGACUGACAAACAGACGGCGGCACCACAGACUCGCUGCGGUUCACGGUAGCGGAGACCUGCAGGCCAGACACCAGGGCUCUAAAGAAGGCACCCCGUGGGUGCUAGGAAGACAGCACCAUGUCAGGGGCCUCUGUGAAGGUGGCGGUGCGUGUCCGCCCUUUCAAUUCAAGGGAGAUCGGAAAGGACAGCAAAUGCAUCAUUCAGAUGACUGGAAACACCACCACCAUCGCCAACCCCAAGCAGGCCAAAGACAACAAGAGCUUCAACUUUGAUUACUCCUACUGGUCCCACACCGGGCCCGAGGACGUCAAUUAUGCCUCUCAGGUGCAAGUGUACAGAGACAUUGGGGAGGAAAUGUUGCUACACGCCUUCGAGGGUUACAACGUCUGCAUCUUUGCAUACGGUCAGACGGGUUCUGGCAAGUCCUACACCAUGAUGGGGAAACAGGAUGUCAAGGAUCAACAAGGAAUAAUUCCUUUGCUGUGUGAAGAUCUUUUCAAUAAGAUCAAUUACAAUACAGACAACAGCAUGUCCUACUCUGUGGAGGUGAGCUACAUGGAAAUCUACUGUGAGCGUGUGCGAGACCUGCUGAACCCCAAAAACAAAGGGCACCUGCGUGUAAGAGAGCAUCCUCUGAUGGGACCCUACGUGGAGGACCUGUCCAAGCUGGCUGUCACCUCCUACAACGACAUCCAGGACCUGAUGGACUCUGGCAACAAAGCCAGGACUGUGGCAGCCACCAACAUGAACGAGACAAGCAGCCGCUCUCACGCCGUCUUUAACAUCAUCUUCACUCAGAAACGCCUCGAUGCUGGGACGGACAACACCUCUGAGAAGGUCAGCAAAAUAAGUUUGGUGGAUUUGGCCGGCAGUGAGAGAGCAGAUUCUACUGGAGCCACAGGGACGAGGCUGAAGGAAGGAGCAAAUAUCAACAAAUCUCUCACUACACUAGGAAAAGUCAUCUCUGCUUUGGCAGAGGACACUGGGCCAAAUAAGAAUAAAAAGAAGAAAAAAGUUGAAAGCUUCAUCCCCUACAGAGAUUCAGUUUUGACCUGGCUGCUGAGAGAAAACUUAGGGGGUAAUUCUCGUACUGCGAUGGUUGCUGCUCUGAGUCCAGCUGACAUCAACUACGACGAGACGCUCAGCACGCUCAGGUACGCAGACCGCGCCAAACAGAUUCGCUGCAACGCCGUCAUCAAUGAGGAUCCCAGCAACAGAUUGGUGCGCGAGCUGAAGGAGGAGGUGUCUCGUCUGAAAGAUCUCCUCUUUUCCCAGGGCCUGGGUGACAUCAUUGAUAAAUAUCCAGGGCCUGGUCCUGCGAUAGAGGGUUUGAAAUACGUAUCCGAUCACAAGAACAAUAACAAUAAAGGCCCUGCUGUGAAUCAAAGGGAUGAUCUCUCCACAGUGACCAAUGCCAUGACGGGGAUGAGUCCCUCUCCGACUCUCUCAGCCUUGUCCAGCCGUGCUGGAUCCAUUGCCAGUCUGCACGACCGCAUCAUGUUCAGCCCAGGCAGCGAGGAGGCCAUCGAGAGGCUGAAGGAAACCGAGAAAAUCAUUGCUGAACUCAAUGAAACUUGGGAAGAGAAACUUCGCCGAACAGAGGCCAUCAGAAUGGAAAGAGAAGCCUUGUUGGCAGAAAUGGGUGUGGCAAUGCGAGAAGAUGGCGGAACGGUUGGUGUGUUCUCCCCUAAGAAGACCCCUCAUUUGGUGAACCUCAAUGAGGAUCCGCUGAUGUCUGAGUGCCUGCUUUACUACAUCAAAGACGGGAUCACCAGGGUUGGGCGUUUAGAUGCCAGCAGUCGUCAGGAUAUCGUCCUCAGUGGCCACUUCAUCAAGGACGAGCACUGCACCUUCACCAGUUCUGAUGGUCCAACGGGAGAAAUGGUUGUCCUCGAGCCCUGUGAAGGAGCUGAGACUUAUGUCAAUGGAAAGAGAGUGACCGAGCCGACUGUCCUCAUAUCAGGAAAUCGCAUCAUCCUCGGGAAGAGCCAUGUGUUCCGGUUCAACCACCCAGUGCAGGCUCGGGCUGAGAGGGAGAGGACCCCUUGUGCUGAAACACCUGCUGAGCCUGUGGACUGGGCCUUUGCCCAGAGGGAGCUGCUGGACAAACAGGGCAUUGACAUGAAACAGGAGAUGGGACAGAGGCUGCAGGAGUUGGAGGACCAGUAUCGUAAAGAAAGAGAGGAGGCCAACAACCUUCUGGAACAGCAAAGACUGGAUUAUGAGAGCAAGUUGGAAGCUCUUCAGAAGCAAGUGGACCGUUAUUACCCUGAAGCUACUGAAGAAGAGGAGGAGCUAGAGGAAGAAGUGCAAUGGACGGAGAGGGAGAGAGAGAGAGCUGUGUGGAGCUUUCGUAAGUGGAGGUGCUACCAGUUCACUUCCCUUCGUGACCUGUUAUGGGGAAAUGCUAUCUUCCUUAAGGAGGCCAACGCCAUCAGUGUGGAACUCAAGAAGAAGGUCCAGUUCCAGUUUGUGCUGUUGACAGACACUCUCUACUCCCCCCUGCCUCCUGACCUGUUGUCCCCAGAGGCAACUAAAUUAAGAGAGAAGCAACACUUCCCACGCACCAUUGUGGCUGUGGAGGUGCAGGAUCAGAAGAAUGGAGCCACCCACUAUUGGACGUUAGAAAAACUAAGGCAGAGGCUCGAUCUCAUGAGAGAGAUGUAUGACCGUGCUGCUGAUGUGCCCAACAACACCACUGAGGACUGUGAAAAUGUGAUGACUGGAGGUGACCCCUUUUAUGACCGCUUCCCCUGGUUCCGUCUGGUCGGCAGAAACCCUAUUUUCAAGACGUGCAUGAGCAAGCGCAUGAGUGACCCCACCCCAUCCCCGACCCUCUCCACCUCUGAAAUUACUGAGCUGGCUGACUCGCAGCGGGAGGGUCGAGGAGAGGAGGAGUUUGAAGAGUUGGAGGACCUGGACGAUGAUAUCUUUUUGGACGACCCGUGCUUGGAGCUUGGGGGAGAGGAUGAUGAUGAUGAUGAUGAUGAUGAUGAUGAUGGUGAUGAUGAUGAUGAUGAUGAUGAUGAUGAUGAGGGAGAGCUCUGCCGAGGCUCCAGCGAAGGCCAGGAUCCCUUUUACGACCGCUCACCAUUAUUCAGUGUAGUGGGAAGGGCGUUUGUCUAUCUGAGUAACCUGCUGUACCCGGUUCCACUCGUGCACCGCGUGGCCAUCGUUAGUGAGAAGGGAGAGGUAAAGGGCUUCCUCCGGGUGGCAGUGCAGGCCAUAUCAGCGGAUGAGGAAGCUCCCGAUUACGGCUCAGGAGUGAGGCAGUCAGGCACUGCUAAAAUCUCAUUCGAGGAUCAGCAAUAUGAAAAGUUCCAGUCAGAAUCUUGCUCUGUCGGACUGUCCCGUACGGGGAUUUCACAGGAGGAGCUCCGUUUUGUGGAGGGUGAGGGACAGAGCUCAGAAAUGGGACCUUCAGCUGAUGAGGUCAACAAUAACACAUCUGGAGGAGAGGAGCUGGAGAAUCCUCUGAAGGCCACUGUGGAUGGGCCACUAGAUGCUCUGGAGCAUCUCAGGAUUGGUAACAUUUUUACCUUCAGGGUGACCGUCCUGCAGGCGUCUAGCAUCUCUGCAGAAUAUGCUGACAUCUUCUGCCAGUUUAAUUUCAUCCACCGCCACGAUGAGGCCUUCUCUACUGAACCCCUAAAAAACACAGGCCGCGGCCCUCCUCUGGGCUUCUACCAUGUGCAGAAUAUUGCUGUUGAAGUUACUAAAUCAUUUGUUGACUACAUCAAAACUCAGCCAAUUGUGUUUGAGGUGUUUGGACACUACCAGAAACAGCCUUUCCUUCCUCUCUGUAAAGACGUCAUCAGUCCAUUACGUCCCUGCAGAAGACAGUUUCCAAGAGUGAUGCCUCUGUCCAAACCAGUGGACUCUGACGCCUCGCCGGACCGGGAGAAAUCGCUGGAUCUCAUCCGCUACCUGGUGCCGGAUGUGCUCAAUGGUGCACUGGUGGACUCGCUGUCAGGCCAUGCUCUGUCUGCCGCUGGCUUGGCAGCUUCCUUCAUACUGGAAGCAAACGAGCGCGCUCAGUUGCCAGCACCACCCCUCUCGAUCUGUUCAGUUAUUAAAGCUCAGAAGCCGGUACCUGCAACCAAACUGACAACCAUGACCCGCCCACAGGCAGGACCAUGCCACUCUAAAUAUGAUCUCAUGGUUUUCUUCGAGAUCUGUGAGCUGGAAGCCAAUGGAGACUACAUCCCUGCAGUGGUCGACCACAGAGGAGGAAUGCCUUGCCAUGGCACGUUCCUACUGCACCAGGGCCUCCAGAGGAGAAUCACUGUUACUAUUGUACAUGAAUCAGGAGGUGACAUGGAUUGGAAAGAUGUCCGUGAGCUUGUUGUUGGACGUCUCCGCAGCACCCCUGAAGCUGAUGAGACCAUCAUUGACCCCAAUAUUCUCUCCCUCAACAUCUUGUCUACGGGGUAUGUCAGACCCAUGCAUGACGACAGACAGUUUCUUGAUUCGGACAUGCCUAGGACCUUCUAUCGCUUUGAAGCAGCUUGGGAUAGCUCCAUGCACAACUCUCUGCUGCUAAAUAGAGUCACUCCAUAUGGGGAGAAGAUCUACAUGACCCUCUCAGCCUAUCUGGAGAUGGAGAACUGCACCCAGCCCGCAGUCAUAACCAAAGAUAUCUGCAUGGUGUUUUACUCCAGAGACACAAAGCUCUCAGCCUCCCGCUCCAUCCGCAAUCUUUUCGGUACUGGAAGCCUGAGAGCAGCUGAUGGAAACCGAGUCACGGGAGUGUACGAGGUUAGCCUAUGUAACCUAGCAGAUGCAGGAAGCCCAGGUAUGCAGAGGAGACGCAGGCGGGUGCUGGACACCUCAGUGGCCUACGUCCGUGGGGAGGAGAACUUGGCUGGGUGGAGGCCUCGCAGUGACAGCCUCAUUCUGGACCACCAGUGGGAGCUGGAGAAACUCAGCCUCCUUCAAGAUGUGGAGAGGACCAAACAUUACCUGUUGUUGAGAGAGAAACUGGAGUCCACCAUGCUCAUGGGUCAGGAGUCCCUGCAGGCCUGUGUCACUGAGGAGCUGAGCGAGGUUCCUCAGACCCCCGAGGUUGAUCCAGAGGUCAGCUCCGGCUCUGACUUCGCCACGGAGAGGCAGAGGGAGCUCGCCGCCAAGUGUUUGCGGCUGCUCACACACUCCUUCAACAGAGAGUACGGCCAUGUGUGUGUCAGUGCCAGUGAAAGCAAGAUCUCAGAGAUGUCGGUCACAACACUCAGAGACUCCACUUCAAUCUCUGCUCUCAACACAAUCACACCCUCCUCAACGUGCCCUUCACUGGUGGAGGGUUGCUAUGGCACCACUGAACUCAGACCACCCAUGCCUCGCUCUCGUGCCGUCAGCCCCGGUCCUGACACACAGCAGGAUCCAGAGGCCAAGAAGUCCAGCAAUGGAGCCCCUGAAGCAAAGCCCCGCAGCCGCAAAUUUGUCCCUGACAUCCAGGAGAUUAGAGUCAGCCCCAUCGUGUCAAAGAAGGGUUACAUACAUUUCUUGGAGCCACACACCAACGGAUGGGUGAAGCGUUUUGUUGUGGUGCGGCGGCCGUACGUUUACAUCUACAACACAGAGAGAGACGCGGUGGAGCGGGCGAUUCUCAAUCUCUCGUCUGCCCAGGUGGAGUACAGUGAGGACCAGCAGGCGAUGCUGAAGACUCCAAACACAUUUGCUGUGUGCACAGAACAUCGUGGAAUAUUACUUCAAGCGACAAAUGACAAAGAGAUGCAUGACUGGCUGUACGCAUUUAAUCCUCUCCUUGCAGGAACUAUCAGGUCAAAGCUGUCGAGAAGACGAGCCGGACAGAUGAGGAUGUGAAACAACACCCUGAACAAAUAUCAUGAGAGAAGAUUGAUCGCAAAGACUUACAUGUAAAUAGAUCCACGUCCUGAUCGCCGCCCCCGUGCUGAGCCCCACCACCACCAUCACCACCACAGACAACCAUCUUCCCCCUGUGCGUUCUCAGUUUAUCACUAGUGUCCUCUGCACCUAAAGCGUCCAUUUUCGUGUCAGGCCUUUUGCCGCAGUGUGAGUCUUGUAGUCUGGAGAACCUCUUCAAAAAGCUGUCACUAUACUGUACCGGAGUUUGUUCAUAGAGGGACGAAUGAAGAAAAUGGAGGAAGUAGCAACAGGUUUCUUAUCUCAGAUUACAUAUAUAUGGUAAUGUACUGUAGUUGUUGUCAGUGACACAUCAAGCCUUAUACAUUUAUUCCUUAAGAAAAUGCAGUGACAUUUAUCUCAUCUGCAGCUGCUGCGGCAGUGAGGAUCACACUGCUACAUUUGCAUCAGUAAAUAGGCAAACAUGCAGAUUCUUCUCUACUCUACUGCUAUAUAUACAGUGUCUAAAACAGGUUUGCAUACAACAUACAGCAAGGAAAUGCACAAAAAAAAAGAAAAAAAUGACAGUUGAGUGCAGCUCUUCUGAAUAUUUCUCUCUUCUUUCUGGUCUGUGAAUCCUGACUUUGAGUCGUCUGCCUCGUGUCGCCGAAAAAACCGCAUAGAAACUUUAGCACACACAGCCUGGCGAGGGAAACAUCACAUCAUCAUAAACUUCAUGUUCUUGUGGCAUUUUGAUAAGUCCGUGUCAUUUUAGCUACUUGUAGGAGCACUGUGGGUAUCUCCAUUCACAUGUUAAGUAAUCGGAUAUCAUCUCAUUAAUCCUCCCAACUUAAUCUCAUUCUCUACCUGGAUUUUUUAUUUGUUUUUAAAUGUGAUAUAUUUAGAUAUUUAACAGCUUUAUUAUUUAUUUCUGCAUGUAUUUAUUGACAAAGACAUUUAUAUUUCUAAAGUAGUAGUACCGUGCAAUUUCUGCACACUGCACUUUUUAAUAUAAGUUCCUUCAAUGUUUGAAUAACUCAACCCUGUCCCCAAUGCAAUUAAUAACAAUUCAAUAACUUUAUGAUUGGCCAGUUUCUUUACCUGAUGGAAUAAUGAUAACAUCCCCUCUAAGAUUCGGAUAGUCACACCAACUAACAUCUGACCAGAUCAAUACAUUAGGUAGAGGAUAUUAAGGUGGUCCAUUCGAUACUGCACAAAGCUACCUUGUUAAAUGAUCAAAAGUAUAACGUGUUCCUCACAGCAAAGAAUAAGAAACAGUUUGAAUGAAAUGUACAGUAUAUUGAUUAAAUGUAGUGCCUCUCUUAUCAUCAUACUGUAUUGGCGUACUGUACAGUAUGCCCCCCGCAACAGUUGCUUUGAAACUACAUCCUUCAUGCUGCUAUAAUACUGUUCUGGAAGUGUCUGCAGAUAAUAACAUCACAUUUCUGCAUCGUCAUCAUCAUCAUCAUCGUCUCGUACAUAUUCAGACAAAUCAUCUCGCGUACUGCAAAUGUUAGAUUUCAAAUGUGGCAAUCAGAUGCUAUGUGAUACAGAAUGUUCCAUAACACACAGUAUACUUCAUUCUAAUCUAUGCUAUAACCGUAUUUGUGUUGUCAAAGAACAUAUGCUGUCAUUUGUCCAACAAUCAAUGCUGCAUCGACCCUGCUUCCUUUUUCAACCCUGUCAGCUUAUAAUUUGAUAUGGUUUCAGUUUGAAGGGUGAGCGUGCCUCAGGUCAGCCAGCCUAGAGAGCAUGUUCCAUAAUGUACAGUAAAUGACGUGUCACCUACAUACGCAGACAGCAUCUCAAAGCAUUUAACCGUAUUAUUUCUCCGUAUCUCAUGUCAAAGUACAUUGAAGUGUGGCAGUAAGCUCUAACACCACUCCCCCAUGUUUGUAUCAGUGAUUUCAAUAUAAUAGUCUAAUAUCAAUUUCUGAGAUUAGAAAGUAUUCUGUGUGUUGUGGACAUAUUUUCAAGUUCUCCAAUCAAACCAUUUGACAACCCUACGUGUGUACUACUGUCAGUCCUUAUAACUUAAACGGCCUGUUCAUAUCUUUUUAUUUGUUUUCGGUGAUCGAUGUGGUGAUCACAUACGUUGUUGGCAGAGAGUGCAGCCCUAGUUUAUCCAGCUUUACUUGUCAUCACACAUGCCUGCUGCACCGUGCAUCAUCACUGUCUCAUGCACUCGUCUCUGUCUUAUUUCCUUUACAACCGAAUCUGAAAAUGUCAGCUCCACUCUGAUCUUAAUGUUGAGAUUAUUCCUCUCGUUUUCAUCGCGCCUUUUUAAUGUGUAUCACAUUCGAGCCAACCAAAGUUUUGUUGGCACAGUCACAAACAAAAUCACACUGAAUGUACGUCAAUAUUUAAAAAAAAUGCUUAUUUUGCUGGAGUGCUUGUGUUGACUUGUGAUUCACGGUCUGGUUCCUUAUUGAUUGUAAGUGGGUGAUUAUCAGGGAACGAAAUGGGGCAUAUCUGUAAUAUUUUAUCCACUGAUGUGUGGGAGGAUGUAAUUGGUUGAUCAUUGCCCUGUAGGGCAUCUUGUACAGAGUAAUGCUGUAGGUUACCUUCCUGUCAGUCUUUCACUCUUCUACCAUCACCGUCAUGCUCCAACAGCCUUCACAACAUCUACUUUUUCUAAUCCCUCCCUUUUGAAGGAAUAUCAUUUCAAAUUUUUGUGCUUCCACUUCUGAUUUUUUUUUUUCUCUCGCACUAUCAAAUGAUUUUGCAUUGUACAUAAACAUGAUUGCUGUGAACAUUGUAUUAUAAAGUUGCACCCAUUUACAAAAUCUUAAAUGGGCAGUAGUUCAGUCAGUGUCUCUGAGUGUUGGAGUUUAGCGUCAAAUGUUUGUGUACACUAAACACAUUGUCAUAUAUCAAAUAAACAUGGAAAUUAUGCAACACAAA
Molecule: messenger RNA, 9013 nt
Organism: Hippoglossus stenolepis (Pacific halibut)
Lineage: Eukaryota; Metazoa; Chordata; Actinopteri; Pleuronectiformes; Pleuronectidae
Gene: kif1aa
Product: kinesin family member 1Aa
Exons: 51
Coding region: 404-6109 (1901 amino acids)
Biological process (GO): microtubule-based movement
Molecular function (GO): ATP binding; microtubule binding; microtubule motor activity
Source: RefSeq, a predicted model, not a curated record